Molecule: messenger RNA, 3357 nt
Organism: Syngnathus acus (greater pipefish)
Lineage: Eukaryota; Metazoa; Chordata; Actinopteri; Syngnathiformes; Syngnathidae
Gene: l3mbtl2
Product: L3MBTL histone methyl-lysine binding protein 2
Exons: 18
Coding region: 356-2983 (875 amino acids)
Biological process (GO): regulation of DNA-templated transcription
Cellular component (GO): nucleus
Molecular function (GO): zinc ion binding
Source: RefSeq, a predicted model, not a curated record
UAUCGUCAGUGUGAAAACGUGAUCUGUGAGUGCAACUUAAAAUAUCCAUUCAGCGAAUUAUUGCAAUAUUCGGAAAUUUUUCGUUCUGAUACAAUCGUUUUAUUGAAUUUACAACGACGUAAAACACCGUAACGUUUCAUUCACAGAACUUGGAGGACGAAGUAGGUCUGCUGCAAACCGUGUUAGAUGAGCGCAAUCGGGCUUGUCACAAUUACCACAAAGUUUCCAUUUUUAGAACAGCGAACUGCGCCGCGGCCGCAGCGUGGUCGGACAUUUACUCAAACAGGUAGUAAACAAUAGGAGCGCAAAAGGACCAACUCGCUAUUUUUGAUCAAAAAUAACUAACGGACCUAUCAUGGUAACAACAAAACACUGCUGCUUUGGUUUCUGCCGGAGCGACUCGCGAUAUGCUCACCGGGAUCAUAUGAGGGGAGUUUUCUUCAUAUCUUUUCCAAAGCCGAGGAGGAACAAAGAGAAAUGCAUUCGCUGGGUAGAAGCUUGUAAACGGCAGGGAUUUACAGUAGAAAAUGUCACCAAACACACAUAUAUAUGCUCUCUGCACUUUGUCGGUAGAAAUGGGCCAACGUCUGAAAAUCCCGAUCCAAUACCAGCAACGUCUGAGGAGAUAGAGCGGAUGGCACGCAAAAGGAAAGUGCCAACCCAAAGAACCGUAGACACCCCUGAUGCAUCACUGAAAAUGCCUUACCACUGUGUGGCGUACGGAUGCGGCAAAACUGCGGAAAACAAUGUCACACUAUUUCCAUUCCCCAAAGACCCCGAGGAAUUUCGUAAAUGGGAGAAGCAAGUUCAACGUACUCGCAGCGACUGGUUGGCCUCGCCCAACUGUCACCUCUGCAGCGAGCAUUUUGGCAAAGACUACUUUGAGUCCAUAUCACCCUUAGGGGUUCCGAAACUGCGACCCGGUGCAGUUCCCACUGUGUUUGUCCGUCCGCACUGCACUUCCUGUUAUGGCACUGGCUGCGAUAAAUGCCUUGCUACCGUCAAGCACUGGAGCACUGAUGCAGAACCAAAAGAGCGUAAUAUUACAAGUCCUUCGCCGGCAAGAAUUGUUGAAAUAGUACCAUCACAGUCAAAAGAUCCAGAUGGACCAAGUGAUGAGCAAAAACAAGGACAACAAAACGAGCAGUCUAAAGUAACACAAACAGUGGCGUGUGAGACGUGUGGUAUACGUGGGUGCAGUAGCAGCUUUUACUCAAAAAGCAAACGUUUCUGUAGUCUAACCUGCUCACGCUCUUUUGCAUCUCGCUUCAAGAAGUCCGCCAUGCGGACACGCCUGCAGGAAAAUCCUCUUGCAAAAAAGGCCAAAAUAUUUUGCAAAUUUACCAAAGCUCGCUCGGCAGUACUGGAUGCACCUGUUACAGUUUUUAAUUGGGGUGACUACUUGGAGAAGGAAACGUCCUUGGGGGCAUCUCUCUCUUCCUUCAGACAUGCUCCCAUGUGUGCCCAAUGGGACGACAUCAAUGUGGGGAUGAAAGUAGAAGUCUUGAACAGCAACGCAGUGCUGUCGACUAAAGUUUACUGGAUCGCUACUGUCAUACAAAUUGCAGGAUACAAAGCCUUGUUGCGAUACGAGGGCUUUGAGCAUGACAGCAGCCGUGAUUUCUGGGGCAGCCUCGUUUCGGGCGAGCUGCACCCCAUCGGGUGGUGCGCCAUGACUGGCAAGCUCCUGGUGCCGCCACAAGAUGUCACCAACAUCCUUGACUGGAAAGAAUAUCUGAUGAAAAAGUUGGUGGGGUCCCACACUUUGCCUGUUGAGUUCUACCUCAAGCUGAACGAGAGCCUAAAGCAGCAAGCUUUCAAAGUGGGCAUGCGCGUGGAGGUGGUUGACCCCAAAUACAUCAGCCGGACCCGCAAGGCCGUCAUCGCAUCCAUUACUGGUGGGCGCCUACGGCUGUUAUACACGGACCAGAGCGACUCCCCUGACAACAUUGUGACGGAUUUCUGGUGCCAUCUGGCUAGUCCUCUCCUGCAUCCGAUUGGUUGGUCCAAACAAGUGGGUCACGACAUCAAAGCACCCGGCGUGAAAUCACCUGGUGCUGGUUUGAAGGGUAACUGUGACAGUACAUACAACUUCUUUAAAAAGCCCAGAUAUGUCUACAUGGACGGAUGUUUCUUUGAGGAGGAAAUGAAGCUAGAAGCUAUUGACCCUCUAAACCUGGGCAGCAUCUGCGUGGCAACUAUACACAAGGUGCUGUCAGACGGUUAUCUGAUGGUCGGCUUUGACAGUGGGUCAUUGCUCCUUUCCGACCGGUUCUGUUACCACGCUUCCUCUCACGCAAUCCUUCCCAAAGGCUUCUGCAAAAAGAAUAACAUCCCACUCACUGUGCCACGAGGUUUCGAUCCCAAGACCUUCAACUGGGAAGAUUACCUGGAGCAAACCAAUUCAAAAGCUGCACCUCCACAUCUGUUCAACACUGACUAUCCAGGUCACGGCUUCUCCCCUAAUGUGAAACUGGAAGCGGUGGACCUGAUGGAACCACGACUGGUGUGCGUGGCCACUGUGAAGCGUUGCGUGGGACGCUUGCUCCUCAUCCACUUUGACGGCUGGGAUGAUGACUUUGACCAGUGGGUCGACCACGAGUCCCCCGACAUCUAUCCCAUUGGCUGGUGUGAGCUCACCGGCUACCAGCUUCAGCCACCCCCUGGACUCGCAGUUGAAAACCACGUGGUACAGGUCAAGAAGACAAAGGUACCCUUCUUUAGGGGAAAAAAGAGGAAGAAUGCAAAGAAGCGCUCCCACCUUCUUCAUAAAAUUAAGGAGGACGACGGUGAUGACUAUCAACAAUCACCUUUAAGCAACGCUUCUGCUCAACCUCCAUUCAAGAAGAAAAUGACUUCUCCUCCAAACAUGCUCCUUGUUCAACCCAAAAGAGAACCAGAGGAGCAAGAAAUUGCUGCAGUGGAGGUGAAGGUGGAGGAGGUGGAAAUGGAGACUCUAAUCGCCAGUCCAGCUCAAACAUAACACUUCAGGAAACCUCGGCAAAGAGACUGCAGAACAUCAAGUGAUGCGUGGUGACUAUUUAUUUCUUUUGUGUCCAGAAGAAACCUUGUUUUUCAGCAGAGGUCUAGAAGUGGACACGGGAGACUGGGAUAGAAUCAGAGACUUGAAGAAAAAAUUGAAAUGAGGUUUUCCUGUUUUUCCUGUUGUUGUUUUUCCAUCACUGUAUAAUUUGUUUAUAAUUCAAUGUCUUAAAAAAUCUUGAGAUCAAUUGUAUUGUCUGUGUCUGAUUGUCUUGCACAGGGUGCAAUUCAAGCUUGAUUCAUCGCUGCUUUCAGCAAAGUGAGAGUAAAUAUCCGUUCCCUCUGAGACUCAUUUUCCAAAAUAAGCAGAUAAAA